Molecule: messenger RNA, 3084 nt
Organism: Kwoniella botswanensis
Lineage: Eukaryota; Fungi; Basidiomycota; Tremellomycetes; Tremellales; Cryptococcaceae
Exons: 6
Coding region: 1-3084 (1027 amino acids)
Biological process (GO): mitophagy; endosome organization; aggrephagy
Cellular component (GO): amphisome; aggresome
Molecular function (GO): K63-linked polyubiquitin modification-dependent protein binding; protein kinase C binding; zinc ion binding
Source: RefSeq, a predicted model, not a curated record
AUGUUCGUCAUCAAGGCGACUCUGAAAGAUGAGACUAGACGUCUUACUUUCGACAGAUCAAAGUUCCCUCCUUACCCAGAGGUUCAACAGAAGCUUCGAAGCAUCUUCAACCUCCCUUCGACAGCUCACACUUACUGGGUGAAUGUCCUCCUAUUCCCAGAUGAUGCCCAAGAGGCGAGGAUCAUGUUCAAGAAGCAUGUGUGUGAUGCUGCCGAAUAUGAAUCAGCUCAAGCUCCCUUCACUCACAGUGGUCUACCAGCACCAGCAUUGGUAUUCACUGUUCUUCUCGCUUCCGACCCAAGAUUGAACAGCAUUCACGGUUACCACCGAGCCAACAGCCUGCUUACUUCCGCCGGGGAUUUGGCUAUUCACAUUUCGUCAGUCGAGGAAGAUCUCGCCAAGCGAGUUUCUCUCCUUACUGCUCUCGAAGAGAAACUGGCCUCGUGCCGAAGGGACAACGAUACCACCGGUGUGACUUUCUGGUCGGAUCGAGUGAACGAUAAGAAGAAAUCAGUCAAAGACCUCGAAUCGGAAUUACUCAACUGUCAACAAGAAUUCAACAAGAUGAACGAUCAACUUGACAGUGCGGCCCUCCCAGAUGGUUAUCCACCUCAAUCGCUGAGGGAUUAUGCUGAGUCUGAGGAAAGGGAAGAAGUGGGUCGAGCUCAACAAACUGAGGAUGAACUUGCUGCUUGGAAAGCAGGUAACGAGUAUGAGAAUGAUAAUCAGCUCUUCCCGCCUCUCGAUCAUCUCAUCCCACCGCACGGUCCAAGGUUCCGGGGCCAUCAUGGUCGACGAGGUUUCAGACCCCCGCCUCCACACUUCCAUGCCAGAGGAUGGGCACCGAUGCCUCCUCCACCACCACCAGCACAAUUCAGUGGAUUCGGCGCACAUGCACCUCGAUUUGAACCUCAACAAGGCGACCGAGGUAUCAGAAAUCUCUUUGACAGAGUCAGCGAUGUCCUCAAUCCACCUGUCCCUGCGGACGUUGUUCCAGUCAGAGAGAUCAAGACCAUGCUUGAUACUUUCCUGGUCAACUUGUCCAACCAACUUGCUACCACUUUCGAAGGUGCUCCUAGAGUAGCCACCACCGAUUCUACCAGCGAGACCGAACGUCCCAUCCCAGGUGCAUUCGUUCAACCUCAAGCUGAUGCUCAAACUCAGACUCAGCCAUUAAAGGAAGAAACUCAAGACGAGAGAAAGUCGAACGGUCGAUCUGCUCAGCUCUGUAAAGGCGGUUUCAGACAUCGCAGAAUCUGGUGUGAUGGAUGUGAGGAAGGUAUCAGAGGUGUCAGAUACAAAUGCGAGCAAUGCCCUGACUACGAUCUAUGUGGAUCAUGUCUUCCAUUACUCCAUUCUUCGGACCUUCACCCGUCCGCUCAUACUUUCAAGGCGAUGCUUCAUCGAGAUCUCGAAGAGAGGAUCAAACUCGAUGACGACGGUCGAGCUGAACAAUCCGUCAGACAUCCUGCAACUUGUGAUCUUUGCAGUCUUGCUAUCACAGGCAUACGAUGGAAAUGCCUCAACUGCCCGGAUUGGGACAGUUGCAAUCAUUGUGCUGCCACGAUUACCGAAACUCACCCUGGUCACUCAUUCGUCAAGCUCCACAAGUCAAGUGACUAUGUGCCCAAUACAUCGGUGGAGGAGAAGGAGAGUGUUUCUCACCCUCAUGUCAUCUGUGAUGGAUGCAACAGCUACAUCCGAGGAUCCCGAUACAAGUGCAUGCACCCCUCAUGCCCCGACUACGAUCUUUGCGAGGCAUGCGAAUCUUCUCCCCACGAGGUCCACCCAGUUGAUCAUCCUAUGUUGAAGAUGAAGUUACCUCUCAAAUUGAACUUCUCUUCUCACUUUGAACCUCCCAGCGAGUCCGAAUCAGAUCCUCGAAGACAUCGGCAUGGUCGACGAGGACAUGCGCAUGCUCAUGCUCACGAGAGAAGAGUGAACGGUGAUGCUUUCGGGCCUAGAAGAGCAGGCUGCUGGCGACAACACGAGAGUCCUGACGGAUCUCGAUUGGGUAGAAGAGUUCAUGUCAACUCUGCGACUUCCACCCCACAAGCUCAAGAUGAAGUACUGACUCCUUUGGUGCAAGAGAAGGAGAAUGAACCUGCCAUUCCUGGUGGAUUCGUCACUCGAAACCUCUACGAUGCUCAAGAGUCCGUUGGUAAUCUCUCUGCACCUCUGACUCCAGAUAACAAAGUCGAGCCUGAAUCCACCGAUUCUCCCGCUGCUCCAGCUGAGGCAGAGGUAGUUCCAGCUUUGACUAAAGCUGUGAAAGAUCUCGCUAUCCAAGAAUCGAACCAGUCCAGAACUUCGUCGGGAAUCUCGACUCCCAAGGAACCAGUUACUCCACUGGAUAUCUUUUCCUGGGUUCGACAUCUGACCAUCCCGCCUGGCUGCACGCUACCGCCUGGCGCCGAAUUUACCAAAUCGUGGAGAGUCAAGAAUUUCGCGUCUGGUCAAGAAUACGAUUUCGAGCGAGUUAAACUGGUGCUCAAAUCCGAAGGAGUGCUCGGCGAUGCUUCCAAAAAUGUUGAUGUGAAGUAUACGAGGGAAGAAGUGAAAGAUGGUGAUGAGUUGAUCAUUACCAUUCCAGGAUUGAGAGUCUCAGAGGAUGCCGAGAGGGGACAAGAGAUUGUUGAAUUCUGGAGAUUCGAAGAUGAGAAUGGAACUGCAUAUGGUCAACCAUUGAGAUUAAGAUUCACGGUAGAAGAAUUACCUAAAUCUACUGGUGAUUCAGGCUCGCUCUCGCUCAACUCUUCAGCUGUUAUUAUGCCUUCGACCUCUUCCUCUUCAGUUCUCACCCAAAUCCAACACAAAGGUGAAGAACCGGCCUCUUCCGCAUCUUCUACUAAUGGCGAUGUCGAAGCAGAAACGUUCACAGCUGAAGAAGGCGAAGACGGAAGUGUUAUUUCGUUAGGUACUGAGUCUGAUGAUGGAUCGUUGAUUGACGUCGAUGGUGUACCUACCGAAACUACCGCUUCGACAACUUCCAAAAUUACCAUGGAAGAUGAGGAUGAGGAAGAUGGGUUUGAGAUUGUAGAAGGAAGUGAAAGUGAAGAUGAUUUGACUGCUGAUGAGUUAUAA